This is a messenger RNA of Penicillium samsonianum, 225 nucleotides long. RefSeq lists its product as uncharacterized. Bases 1 to 225 code for a protein of 74 amino acids. The transcript is spliced from 3 exons. The record is from RefSeq and is a predicted model, not a curated record. Lineage: Eukaryota; Fungi; Ascomycota; Eurotiomycetes; Eurotiales; Aspergillaceae.
AUGGAGGCGACUAUCGGGCGGGGUUCGUGCCUGUCCCCGAACAGGUGGAAACUGACAGGAGUCGCCAAUACAGAUGACGAUGGGAAGGCUACCGAAGAAAUCGAGGGAGGAUCUGUCAAAAGAGUUGGCGAUUUUAUAGACCAUCAUACUGACUUCCUCUACGAUCAUAAUGGUCUUGCGAGACCGGAGCCGUCUCACUCGAGACUUCAUCGCAGUUACGCGUAA